Sinocyclocheilus rhinocerous is the source of this 1999-nucleotide messenger RNA. RefSeq names its product eukaryotic translation initiation factor 4E family member 2 (gene eif4e2). NCBI's taxonomy places the organism in Eukaryota, Metazoa, Chordata, Actinopteri, Cypriniformes, Cyprinidae. Gene Ontology annotation, molecular function: RNA 7-methylguanosine cap binding; translation initiation factor activity. Gene Ontology annotation, biological process: translational initiation. The record is from RefSeq and is a predicted model, not a curated record. The transcript has 8 exons. Gene Ontology annotation, cellular component: eukaryotic translation initiation factor 4F complex; cytoplasm. Bases 82 to 792 code for a protein of 236 amino acids.
CUAGCGCGCGCCGCCGCUGCUGCGGAAUUGACGGGGCUGCCGUCGGCGCGAGAGCGGAGACAGACACUCACCUGGAAAAUAAUGAACAACAAAUUUGACGCCCUGAAAGAUGAUGACAGUGGAGAUCACGACCAGGACAACAGCUCACCGAAAGACGGGGAGAAGGAAAAAAAUGACGAAGAAGAGAAGGACUCAAACACUACCAAGAGAAAGGCGGCGGUCCCAGGGGCCGGUGAGCACCCUCUUCAGUACAACUACUCGUUCUGGUAUUCUCGUCGCACACCAGGACGGCCAGCCAGCACACAGAGCUACGAACAGAACAUUAAACAGAUCGGCAGCUUUGCUUCGGUGGAGCAGUUCUGGCGUUUUUAUAGUCACAUGAUCCGACCGGGUGAUCUGACUGGUCACAGCGAUUUCCACCUGUUUAAGGAAGGAAUCAAACCCAUGUGGGAGGAUGAUGCUAAUAAGAGUGGAGGUAAAUGGAUCAUCCGGCUUCGUAAAGGCCUGGCGUCACGCUGCUGGGAGAAUCUGAUUUUGGCCAUGCUUGGCGAGCAGUUCAUGGUGGGCGAGGAGAUCUGUGGGGCCGUUGUGUCCGUUCGCUUCCAGGAGGAUAUCAUUUCUAUCUGGAAUAAGACGGCCAGUGACCAGGCCACCACUGCUCGCAUUAGAGACACUUUACGCAGAGUCCUCAACCUGCCUCCUAAUACCAUUAUGGAGUAUAAAACACACACCGACAGCAUCAAGGCUUGGGAAGAUUUCCAUGGUCUAGUGAACGCAAGUGGAGGCCGCUAGUUUUUCAUCUGAAGAGUGUGUGAUGGAUUAUCAAGAUGUUUUACCCACCGAAGAUGACGUUUCCGAGGAAUUGAUCUGUUUUUAAAAGAAAAACGAACGCGACGUCAUAAAAAAGGGUCAACAUGAAAAAUGUUUACUAUUGAAGAUGUACGGCUUCUGUUUUUAUAAUCAUCCAAACGCCACAUCACCUGAAAACUCUCACAGAAGAAACUAAAUCAUCAACAUGUGAACGAAUGUUUUCCAGUCAGUCGUUAGCUGGAGCUCUCAGAGGGACACAGCGGGACCACAUAGUUCAGCCACUGUGACAUGAACUAAUGGCUGGGAACUGCCACUGUUUUCCAAGAAGAAAAACAACAACAUGCCCUUGUGUAGUACAGUCACAUUUAACUGAAUUAGGUCACAUUGAGGUUGCAGGUUGAUGGGGAUAUUUUACUAUAGUGCAGUAUUUUAGCUACAGUGUUGAGUUGUUUUAAAAUAGAACUGUUGUACAAAAAAAGUAUAUUUCUAAACGUAUUCGGAGAGCUCUAUAAUGGCAAACUUUUUAUUUCUCCUGAGUUGAGAGAGUGUAAACCCAAAGGACAGUGCCCUGUCAGGGAUGGGUACCACGCUGCCUCUUUCACUGUGCCUGGCCUUCGCCUCCGGCAAAUCACUGAUUUUCAAGAUCGCUCGACAUCCUGGCACUCCGCUGGAGGAGACCACACUGGAGACGUGACUCAUAGGACUCCAAGCCCUGUUUUAGAAAUCACUCAAAUAACUAACAAACACUGAUCUGUUAAUGGGGCUGUGUAUCAACACCUGCUUUAUUCUGCCUGAAAUUCAGUGCUGGACAGCUGUAUUAGAGGUACAUAAAAAAGUGGAAAAGGAAAGGUUUUUAAUUAUGAUUGAUCAUAGCAAUAAAUGUUGAUUAUGCAGCUGCUGCUAAUUUUCAGCUGUGGUGUGAAUCUGGUUUUGGUAGUAUUUCAGUCUUGUGUCAUUUAAAGAAUGGUAAUUACAUGUACAGCCCGGUUAAUGCUAUCUGAACUUCACAUGUAGGUAUGAUUUUGGCUCCGAAAAAUUGACAGUUCUUGCGUCGCUCUAACUGGGAAUAGAAUCUGGGCUAAAUUAUGAACAAAGAAAGUUUCCUCAAUCUUUAUUACAUGCAGAAAAACAUCCAUAUUUGUAUGCAUUUUUUUGUAUUACACAAGAGUGCAUUGAACAUUUAACCCUG